AAGCAUUUCGCGGCUCGAUUACGGAGUACAGUCCCGUCCUCCGUAAACCCCGACUGGGCUCGGAGAAUCCGUGCUGAAAGACCGGAGGUAAGUCGUCAUUGACGGUUGAAAACGCCUACAGACGUCGACUCGAAAAUUUCCCAUUUCUCCGUCCUACACGCAAUUGCAAUUCAACAACGUUCCAUCAGAUGGUGUCUUGAAGCAAACCGUACUGUCUGAACGACAGAAUUCCCCCUACCGCCACGAAUAUGUGGCGCCGAGACAUGGCGGGCGCCUUCCGGCGGCCCGCCUCUUCGAGUUCGAUCUGGUCCUCCUCGCCUUGCAGUAGCCGUUCGAUCCCUUCCCUCCACCUGCGCCGAUGCACAUCACAGACGCCAACCAGACCGCCAACAAUAGCUGCCUCCCGGCCACCAUGCUCCCGCCUCUUCUCCUCAACCCGGCCGCGCCGCAUAGUAACCCACAGCGCAGGGCCCUUCGAACCGCUCCGUCCUCCGGCACCGUCCACGCUCGGCGCGCCCCGCCCAGCACGCAGCUACCCGCGCAUCCGGCGGUGGUGGCGGCGGCUGCUGAUAUUCUCAACGGUCCUCGCCGCAGGCUACCUCGUGGACCGGCAGGUGUACGCGGCGGGGAUCGCGCGGUCGCUGCGGACGUUCGGCACGGGCCUGCUGGUGGCGGCCGAUUACAAAAUCAACUUUCGGCCGCAGCCGUUGCCCCUGAUUGGCAGCGAGGGCGGGAUCCCCGAGCUGCACCGGCGUAGCGCCGAGCGGCUGUUUGAGCUGCUCCGCUCCAACGGCGGGCUGUACCUCAAGAUUGGCCAGGCCAUCGCCAUGCAGAGCGCCGUUUUGCCCCCGGAGUUUCAAAGGAUGUUUGCCCGCAUGUUUGACGACGCGCCCCAAGACGAGUGGCAAGCGGUGGAGAAAGUCAUACGCGACGACUUUGGCGGGAGGAGCGUUGAGGAGGUGUUUGGGGUCAGCUUUGCGGGUGAAGAGGGCAAGGGCGUCAUGGAGAGGACGGCCAGGGCGAGCGCCUCAGUCGCACAGGUCCAUUGGGCGCGGCUGCCCGACGGGAGGGAGGUGGCGGUGAAGAUUCAGAAGCCCGAGAUCGCGAAGCAGAUCGGGUGGGAUCUGUGGGCUUUCAAAGUGGUGACGAAGGUGUAUACAUGGUGGUUUGACCUGCCUCUGUAUGUCUUGGUGCCGUUCAUCACGGAGCGGCUGAUGCUCGAGACCGAUUUUGAAAAUGAGGCCAAGAAUUCCGAGAUUAUGCGGCAGCUUGUCAGCGAGGAACCGAGUCUCCGGGGCAGAGUCUAUAUCCCCCGCGUCUACCCCGAGUUUAGUUCCAGGCGGGUGCUUACGACGGAAUGGAUCGAAGGCGUGAGGCUGUGGGACAAGGAGGCCCUGACUAGACCUUGGCUCGGGGGGUUUGCGAACGGUUCGGCUGGUGUGCAUGGCGCUCAACUGGAACCUCCAGAUAUGGACGCGAUCCGCCGCGAGUUGCGGGAAAACCCCAACUGUCAAAAAUUGAAGCCCGAGCGAACUGAAUGGCGAGGGCGCCGUGGAAAGGGAGGCCUCGGUGUUUCCACAAAGGACGUCAUGACGACCAUGGUUGAUCUCUUCUCCGCUCAGAUUUUCAAGUGGGGUGUCGUCCACUGCGACCCACACCCCGGAAACAUCUUCAUCAGGAGACUGCCGAACGGGAAACCGGAGCUUGUGUUGAUUGACCAUGGACUGUAUGUUUUCAUGAGCGACAAGUUCCGGCACGAGUAUGGCGUCUUCUGGAAGGCCUUGAUGACAUUCGACAACAAGACGAUCGCCGACAUCACCGAGAAGUGGGGUAUCAAAGCACCCGACUUGUUUGCCUCAGCCACGUUGAUGCGGCCCUACGAGGGCGGCGAGCAACAGUUCCAGAAGGAGAUGCUCGGGGCGAUGGACCAAAAGACCGCUAGUCAACGACACUACGAGAUGCAGCAGCGGAUGAAGCAGGGCAUUCGCGAUGUGCUGGCAGACGAGGACAAGUGGCCCAAGGAGCUCAUCUUCAUUGGAAGAAAUAUGCGCAUCGUGCAAGGCAACAACGCAUUCAUGGGCUCACCGGUCAACAGAGUCAAGAUGAUGGGCGAAUGGGCCAGUCGUUCGCUCUUCCAGGACCCCAAUCUUCCCUUGCGGCAGAGAGCCGUCAACAUGUGGCAGCAUCUCCUGUUCAAGGCUGUCUUAGUCAUCUCGGAUAUUGCCUUCUAUUAUUUCAGGCUGAAACAGCUUUUUGGUUACGGAAAGGGGAUGGAAGACGAGGUCGAAGAGAGACUGAAGAGCGUGGCCAAGGAAUUUGGCGUCGAGCUUCAGCACGAUGUAUUCGAAGGCUAAGAAGGCGGCAGCAGCGGGAAGCACCUCUUUUAUCCCCUCAUUCGGCUGGAAUGUAUGUUUUUGUACAUCAGCACUGCAUGGUUAAGGUAGACCUAGAAGAGUAGACGGAUACCCUGGGCGUUGCGGCAUUACCUAUAUAAGAGGAUCAAUACCAAGCUCAGUCAGAUUCAACCAAUAUAUAAC
Messenger RNA from Canariomyces notabilis, 2537 nucleotides. RefSeq names its product ABC1-domain-containing protein. The transcript has 4 exons. The coding region runs from base 249 to 2354 and encodes 701 amino acids. The record is from RefSeq and is a predicted model, not a curated record. NCBI's taxonomy places the organism in Eukaryota, Fungi, Ascomycota, Sordariomycetes, Sordariales, Chaetomiaceae.